AUGAAGAUCACCGGCUUUGUCAUCGCCCUGGCGGCUUCCGCCUCCGCCAUCCCCUUCAAGAUGGCCGACUACACAGCGCCUCGUGCCGUCGAGGCCCCCGAGGUCCGCCCACACCACGGCUACCCCUACCACGGCCCCGGCAACCUCACAGCCCGUGGCUUCGGCAGGCACAACGAGACGGACAGGCCUCACCACGAGAAGCCCACCGUCGUCGUCGACAAGCGUGCCUUUACGCCCGAGGGCCACCGGGACCAGAAGGACAAGCCGUACCACAACGGCAUCGUCGGUGGUCACCACUGGGGUCCCAAGAACCACACCUACCACGCAUGA
Molecule: messenger RNA, 330 nt
Organism: Emericellopsis atlantica
Lineage: Eukaryota; Fungi; Ascomycota; Sordariomycetes; Hypocreales; Bionectriaceae
Exons: 2
Coding region: 1-330 (109 amino acids)
Source: RefSeq, a predicted model, not a curated record